AUGUUUUCAUCUGCGCUCAUUGCAUCAUGUAUCUCGGCUCUUGCCGUAGCACAUAUGAUAAUGAGAGACCCAGUUCCAUACGGCCAGUCUACGCUAAACAAUAGUCCAUUAGACGGAAGUGGUUUGGACUUUCCUUGUAAACAACGGGCAAGAGUCUACGCUUUGGAAGGUGCAUCUAAUGUUUACACUCUUGGUUCUACAAACCUAUUGAAAUUCACAGGCCAGACGGUCCAUGGUGGUGGAUCAUGCCAGGUUUCGAUCACUUACGACAGAGAGCCAGGAAGCAGAUCUGUGUGGAAGGUCAUCAAAUCAAUCGAGGGGGGUUGUCCUGCCCAAGGCCAGGUUGGUAACAUGGGAGAUAACAUUGAGGCUGAGGACCCCUACGAGUACAACUUCACCAUUCCGAAUGAUAUACCGAAUGGAACCGCAACCAUCGCGUGGACAUGGUUCAAUAAGGUCGGAAAUCGUGAAAUGUAUAUGAAUUGUGGCCCCAUCACCUUAACUGGCGAAGGAGGAGAUGUAUCUAAUUUCAAUGCGCUCCCGGACAUCUUUCUGGCUCAUAUCGACAAUGGCUGUGGGGUUGCUGAAGGCUAUGAUGUCGCUUUCCCUAGCCCUGGCAAAGAUGUUGAGAGACUAAAUGGUGCUACGACUUCUUUUAUUGGCCCAACGGGAAUGUGUGGCUCGACAGCCGCCUCGGUCCCGCCAACCACAGCUAUCACGAAUCACACACUAGUGGGGAGCUCUAGGAUGGCUAGGAUUACCUCUUCCGCUUUAAUCAUUGUACCCACCUCUACCAUUUCCGUAGUCCCUAUCUCGAGUAUCAGCAGUCCUUCUGCUGGAACACUUUGUACUCCUGAGGGCGACUGGAAAUGCGUCAAUGGUAGCUCGUACCAGCGAUGCGCGAGCGGUUCAUGGUCGGCGAUCCAGCGAUUGCCGGUCGGGGUUUCUUGUAAUCCUGGGCCGUCUUCCACGCUUGAUAUGGUACCCAGUACUUAG
Messenger RNA from Truncatella angustata, 996 nucleotides. RefSeq names its product glycoside hydrolase. The transcript has a single exon. The record is from RefSeq and is a predicted model, not a curated record. NCBI's taxonomy places the organism in Eukaryota, Fungi, Ascomycota, Sordariomycetes, Amphisphaeriales, Sporocadaceae. The coding region runs from base 1 to 996 and encodes 331 amino acids.